ACCAACAAAUUCUUACUUCCACUCUCUCAAUGGCUCUUUACAAGUUUCUCACUCCUUUUACGAUCAACCCUUCCAUCAAACGAGUCUAUUUUGAUCAAAACUCUUCAAUUAUCUGUCCUACUGCUAAGGUAAUUAGUGAUGCAAAAGUAUCAAAUCAAAACAUUACACGACGAUCUGGAAAUUACAAGCCUCCUAUUUGGAAAUAUGAGUACAUUCAAGCAUUAAACAGUGAAUUUAAGGAAGAAUUAUAUGUAGAACGCUUCAAUGAGCUAAAGGAAAAGAUUGGUGUGCUUAUGAACCAAAUAAAAGACGAUCCUCUAAAGCGACUCAAGCUCAUUGAUACUUUACAACGACUUGGAAUCUCAUAUCAUUUUGAGAAUGAAAUUAAAGAUGUGUUGAAAAGAAUAUAUGAGAAGCGCUUCAAAAGUGAUGAUUCAGAAAAGAAUAAUUUGUAUGCAAUAUCACUUGAAUUUAGACUUCUAAGACAACAUGGAUUCGAUGUUUCGCAAGAUGUUUUCAAUAACUUCGAGGAGACGAAGAAUUUUAGCACAGGACUCUAUCAAGAUUUAAAUGGAAUGGUAUCAUUGUACGAAGCUUCAUUCUUAUGUAAAGAAGGUGAGAACAUUUUAGAGGCAGCCAAACAUUUUACAAUCAACUAUUUGGAAAAGUACACCAGGUCGUGCAAGGAUGAAUAUGAAGCAUCUAUUAUUAGACAUGCGUUGGAACUUCCCUUACAUUGGCGAAUAUCAAGAUUGGAGGCAAGAUGGUUCAUUGAUAUCUAUCAGAGAAAAGUGGAUAUGAAUCCUAUUCUUCUUGAAAUUGCUAAAUUAGAUUUCAAUCGAGUGCAAUCUAUUCAUCAAGAAGAUCUAAAAUAUGCAUCAAGGUGGUGGAGUAGCAUUGGAUUUAGCGAAAAGUUGAGCUUUGCAAGAGAUAGAUUAAUGGAAUGUUUCUUUUGGACGGUGGGUUUUGGAUUUGAACCACAACUCUCAUAUUUUAGAAGAAUGGUCACAAAAGUUAAUGCAUUAAUUACAACAAUAGAUGACGUUUACGAUGUCUAUGGCACAUUAGAUGAACUCGAGCUCUUUACGGAUGCCAUAGAAAGGUGGAAUGUUGAUGCAAUGGACCAACUUCCUGACUAUAUGAAAAUAUGUUUUUUUGGUCUCUACAAUUCUAUUAAUGAGAUGGCUUUUGAUGCACUAAGAGACAAAGGAACUAAUGUGAUUCAUGAUCUUAAGAAAACGUGGGUGGAUUUGUGCAAAUCUUAUAUGUUUGAGGCUAAGUGGUAUCAUACAGAUUAUAAACCAACAUUAGAAGAAUAUCUAGACAAUGCAUGGAUUUCAAUAGGAGGACCAGUUAUAUUAGUUCAUGCAUAUGUUUUCGUGACAUCUCCAAUGCUCCAAGACAUGGAGAGCUUGGAAGCACAUAUUGAUAUAAUUCGUUGUUCUUCCAUAAUUCUGCGACUUGCUGAUGAUCUUGGAACAUCAACGAAUGAAUUAGAGAGAGGUGAUGUUCCAAAAUCAAUACAAUGUUAUAUGAAUGAUACAGGAGCUUCAGAGAAUAAUGCUCGUGAACAUAUAAAGAAUUUGAUUGAUGAGACAUGGAAAAAGUUAAAUACGGCUGAGGUCAAGAAUUCAAUCCUUCCUCAUGUGUUCAUCCAGAUAGCUAAAAAUCUUGCUAGAAUGGGUCAAUGCAUGUAUCAAUAUGGAGAUGGACAUGGGAUAGGGCGCCAAGAAAUAAACGAUGGUGUAAUGUCUCUACUUAUUCAACCAAUUUCCAUGCAACCCAUUUGAUGAUGUAUCAAAGG
Messenger RNA from Cucurbita maxima (winter squash), 1804 nucleotides. Its product is annotated as terpene synthase 10-like. The transcript has 7 exons. The coding region runs from base 30 to 1790 and encodes 586 amino acids. The record is from RefSeq and is a predicted model, not a curated record. Gene Ontology annotation, biological process: diterpenoid biosynthetic process. Gene Ontology annotation, molecular function: terpene synthase activity; magnesium ion binding. Lineage: Eukaryota; Viridiplantae; Streptophyta; Magnoliopsida; Cucurbitales; Cucurbitaceae.